Molecule: messenger RNA, 8312 nt
Organism: Motacilla alba alba
Lineage: Eukaryota; Metazoa; Chordata; Aves; Passeriformes; Motacillidae
Gene: RUSC2
Product: RUN and SH3 domain containing 2
Exons: 13
Coding region: 2058-6887 (1609 amino acids)
Cellular component (GO): cytoplasmic vesicle
Molecular function (GO): protein binding
Source: RefSeq, a predicted model, not a curated record
AGGCUUAGCAAAGUCUUAGAAAAUCAGGGUGACAAGUAAAUAGUCUCAUUUACAGCAGCUUGGCUGGAGCAGAGCCUGCCAGGACUGGCUUUCUUGCUGUAAUGGCCAGGCAUGGAGGUAGGUCCCUCACUCCUGCAUCCUCCUGGGGGCUUGUCCCUGCCUCUUGAACAGUACCAGCUGGUGGAGUGGGUCCCAAGCAUUUCUCUCCCAGGAAAGGCAGGCAGUGGGCUGGGGAGCAGAAAGUGCUGCUGAUAGGACCAACACUUGGGAAGGACCUGGCCUGUGGAGCCUGACCUCUGGGAGUGGUGGAAGGAUCAUUCACUGUGGUUUGGAGGUGAGUAGCGGAGCUGCAUCUGUGAUGCUGGCUCCAGUGCACUGCAAACAGCCUGCACAGCCUACAGCCCAAGGCACUUUCUCUUUUCCCAGUAGAAUGGUCUCUGCGCUGGGGGAAUCCUGGACUCCUGCCUCUGAAGCCCUUGGUAGGAACCACACCCCAGCCCCGUAGUUUUCUGACAGAAAUCUGAUUUAAAUGUUUCUUGAAGAGACAUUUUAAAAGUUCAUCGUAUUCUUGGAUCUGAGAAAAUUGGCAGCCACUUCCAGUAAUAAGUCUAACAUUUUUCUGUCAUAGCUUUUUAUGUCAUAGCUUUUUUUUAUUUGACCUCUCCAGAGGCAGAAGCUUCUGUAAAGUUUUAUAUUGUCUGGGUUGUUGUACUUGUGUUACUUGUUUGCUGCUUUGGGUACAUCAUGGCAUAAAGUAAAAAGUAUUCAGCCAUGUGGCAGUUCUUAAUUUCUUAGAAUUUUGUGUCAAUGUAACAAUUUUACCCCUUCUCUGCCUUGCUUUGAUCUGCUCACUUCCCACAGAGCCUCAAUUUAGGAGGUUGGGGCUCACAGGUUUUGCUUUUUCCAGCAUGGGUGCUCAAUUUCUGGGCUGUGCUUGGCUCUGCACGGGGCUGUAGGCACGGGGCUGGAUGAGAAAGGGCAGUAAUGUGAGUGGUCCCUCCAGGAUGGAUGCUGCUCCAGUGCUAGAAAUAUCUGCCCUGGGACAGGGCAGAGUACAGCUAAGUUUCUGGGGUGUGUGGUUGUGCCCCAGCAGGUAGAAAAGCAAAAGUAGUCACAUUUGUCCCUUGCACAGCUACUGUACCCUGUCAGGAGCUGCACUACUCUGCCUAUGGAGCAAGAUCUAUCACCUCUUCUCACCAGCUGCCUCUGGAAAGGCAGAUAUGGAAAAAUCAUUCCAGAUAGCAAGAGAGCCUGAGCUUUGCAGGUGGUGACCCCCUGUUUCAGGUAGGAAGAUCUGCUGUGGGUUGCAAGAUGCUGGGAUCUAGCCCAGGUCAUGGGCUUUAAUCAUAACCUGCAGCUAAGAGUUGGUGGGACCUUGAUUUGAGGUCGCCUGUGAGAGCAGGGACUGCAGACAUCCUGCCCCUGCCAGGUGGGUUCACCACUGUGGGAAGUGGUGGUGGUUGUGUCUUGCUCUGGAGGUGGCUGCGUUUCAGGAAUGCUGUAUACACUGCAGAUGAAGCUGUCUCGGGCAAGGCACUACAGAAAUUUAAAGAAGCUUCAGGAAGCUUCUUGUAGUCUUCCCAUCCUCCUCCUCCUCCUCUGCAUUGCUUUGCAGACUGCCAUUUUAUCUCCAAGGGUUCUAGCUGCCUUUAUCAACAGUAGGAACACUCCAGUUCCUUUUGCUUUCCUUUGCAAAGACAGGGUGAAAAGAUCAGGCAGCCUGCAAGCACACAACAUCCAAAAUCCAGUCUCAUCACGAAAUAGGAUGCUACAGCUCUGUUUUAUGGCAGAGGCUUCGCUCUUUUUAUUUCUCCUAAUGCUGCCUACCUGAUUUCCCUGUUCCUCAUCCUGGUGAGAGAGCACGGAGCCUUCUGGAAUCUGAGCGCUCAGGAGUGCUGGAGCAGAGUGUGUUCGCUGACAGGAGACGGGGGACGCAGGAUCUGUGCAAAGGUAUCUGAAUUCCCUCAUGAGAAGUGUCCUCCCUGCCUCUCAUGUGCAGCCCUACCUGUUCAUGGGUGGUACCAGCUUCACUGAUGCCCUGAAGAGUAUUCCUCACCAUGGAUAGUCCACCCAAACUGACUGGUGAGACGCUGAUUGUCCAUCACAUUCCCCUGGUGCAUUGCCAGGUCCCCGAUAGACAGUGCUGCUCCGUGAGCAAAAGGACCAACCCCUUCUGCCAGCCAGAGCUCAGCAUCACACGGACCUCUGCCCUUCCAGACAGAGACCUCUCACAGACUGACUCCUUGGUGUACAGCAGCUUUCUCCAGACCUCUGAAACCUCAGCAGAGGCCUCAGAUCACAAAGAAAGGAAAGCAAGGGAUCUGAUUGUCCCUAGUGUCAGUAAGCGACACAACCCUUUCCUGCUGAGUGAGGGUGAAGACCUCAGUAUUUUUGGGGAUGACUUGGGUCAAAAAUCUUUCCACCUUCACAACUCACUCGUUGAUGGCAAGCCUCCCUUCCAUCUGCAGGAUCUGGCCUUGCCCCCUUUCCACCUCCACGAUUCCAACCACAUUGUGAAAUCCUGGAACAUGGCCAGCCGGUCUGGUGUGGUGGAUGGGCAAGAGGACAAACUCAGCAGUGAUGACAUCCAGAAGAGAAACAAUGCAAACAGGUGCCAUCAGGCCUCGGAACGCAUGGAGCUGGAUGAAUGCAGCUGCCAUCGCGGCAGCUCCUCCAACUUCUCCUUCGACAGUGGUGACCAGGAGUGGAACCAGAACAUGGGUGAACCACUGAGGAAUCAGGAUGCCCUGCACAGGACAUGCAGUUGUUCCAGCUCAGAGAUCCAGCACUGUCGCUGCUACAGUUCAUCAAGUCAGUCUGAAGUGAUUGACCAACAGAUGGGCUACAUCAGCGACUCUUCUUGCAACAGUUCUGAUGGGGUCCUGGUGAACUUCAGUGCUCUCUACAACAAAAUGAAUGGUCAGCCCCAAUCCAACCUGAAUUCAGCUAACCUGUCCUGUGACUCUUCCUUCUGCAGCCACUCAGACACAGGAGCUUUUUACCUGGAUUUACACUCAUCACCCACUGAAUCCAAGAUGUCUUGCGAGUCGCAUAACCCAGAAAGUUCAGGGAAGGUGUGUGGGUGUCAACACUCCUCCUCACCUGUCCUUGAUGCUAACUGCAAUUCCUACCACCUCCACUGUGAGCCUUGCACAUCGGAGAGCUCAGACCUCACUGCCUGCUUCCAGAGCCAAGCACGGCUUGUUGUGGCUACUCAGAAUUACUAUAAGUUAGUCACGUGUGACUUGUCUUCCCAGUCAUCCCCCAGCCCUGCGGGAUCUUCCAUAACUAGCUGCUCAGAAGAUCAAACUAAGGGUAGCCCAGCCCAGCCCACAGAAUACUAUCUAUUCAGAAGGCCUGACCUGAGACAAGAAAGCAAUGUAGAGUGCAGUGAAGAGGAGCCAAAGGGAGAAUCCAGCCAGAACAUGAUUGAGGGUCAGGUCUAUGUCAAUGUGUCACCACCGAACCUCAACACAAGCCGGCAGCGCUCCAGGAGCUACGAUCAGAACCUGGACAGGAGUCCUGGCAGCAGGCUGGGCUCCUUGGAGCGCAUGGUGAGCUGCCCAGUCAAGCUGAGUGAAAGUCCAGCAAUACCCAUUCAGAGCUCUCCCCCCAAGAGGGUGACAUCUUUCGCUGAACUGGCUAAAGGACGGAAAAAGAACGGCACCUCCCCACCGCACCGCUCCAGUGGUGAUUCUUCCCUGGAGUUCUCUCCUAUCCCUGAGACUCAGCGGGAUUGCCCAACCUUCCUUGAAGAAAGAGCUCGGCGCAGCCAGAGUCUUCCACCCAUGCCCUUCAUCCAUGGCCUGAACCGGAGCUGCGAGGGCUUCUGUUUGAAUCAUGCUUUUGGCGACAGCCAGGCUUUGUGUUCCACCAAAGACUCCGUCUCCAGUGAGAAGGUCCCCAGUGGGCAUGGGGCAGGUGAGCAAGCCUCUCUCUCCCUGCUGACGGAGGCAGAUGCCAGCUUCUCGGGUGGCUCUGCCAGUGGCCACGGACAAAAAGAUGUUAGAGCCCGAGCAGACGGUGGUGGCACAGACAGCAAGCCUGUGGUACGCUACAGCAAGGACCAGCGUCCCACAACUCUGCCCAUCCAGCCCUUUGUUUUUCAGCACCAUUUCAGCAAGCCACCCAAGGCACGUGCCCUGCACAGCCAUUUUGCCUCCAGUCUUUCCCAGCUCUACAGCUUGUCCAGCAACCGGCCUGCCAGCCAGCAGAUCUCCAGUUCCCAGUCCUCAGCCUUGGCCACCUCGGCAGAGCAGGCAGCAGUGGCGGGGAGCCAAGCCCAUGGCACGCUUGUGACCCAGCGCGCAGCAGACGGAGCUGCCUCGCGCGGUGAUGGGGGCAUCAAGAAGCCUGGCCCCGAAACAACCCGUCCAUCCCCGCUGGGCAGUUACUCCCCUGUGCGAUGCAACGUGCCUUUCUUCCAAAGCGUGGACUCCUCUUCCUCACCCACCGUUGAGAGAGCUGAAGACAGCCAGCCGCCCAGAAGCAGGUCCUGUCCCAUCUCUGCUAACCUGCUUCCCACGAGGUCAUCUCCUGCUGUCAGCGCCAUGCAGCCCUCCAAAGCCACCAAAGCUGACACCCUGAGGCAAAAGGAGAACCCCAAGCUGAUUCCCAAGAAGGAGGCCCCGCUUGAGCCAAGCCCACCACUCUCUGAAUACCGACUCCACAGUGGAUCCCUCCCACCCCUCUCAGUGGGUGGCAUGUCCAUGAGCAGAGUAGGAGGCCAUGCAGAUUCACACUGGAGAAGUGGCAGUGAGACCAGCAGCUCUGGUCCCCUGAGCAGCAUGGGAAUACGGCCUGUCAAUGCGAACCACCUCUCCCCCCAAGCGCUGAAGUGGCGGGAGUACAGGCGGAGGAACCCCCUGGGUCUGGACCGCGUUUCAGGGCUGCCCAGCUUAGCGGGCAGCCUGGACAGGAGGCAGCAAGAGCCUCGGCUGAACCGGGCCAACCCCAUCUUUGAGCUCCCUGGCGCUCUCAGCACCAGCCAUUUCCACUGCAAGCUGAACGGACAGUCUAUGAGGCAACUCCAGCUUACCUACAAUGACUUUUUCCCUGACUACUUCUCGCUAGCGGAGAAACCUCCUGCUGAGUUCUGCCUCUCCCCAGAUGGUAACACAGAGUCCAUCUCCAUCGACUUGCUGCAGAAGAAGGGUCUUGUGAAGGCUAUCAACACUGCUGUUGACCUGAUUGUGGCUCACUUUGGAACCAGCAGGGAUCCAGGGGUGAAGGCCAAACUUGGGAACAGCUCCGUGAGCCCCAAUGUGGGGCAUCUCAUCCUGAAAUACCUGUGUCCAGCUGUCCGGGACAUUCUGAGUGAUGGGCUCAAGGCUUACGUCCUGGACAUGAUCAUUGGCCAGAGGAGGAACAUCCCCUGGAGCGUGGUGGAGGCAUCCACACAGCUAGGGCCCUCUACAAAGUUGCUGCACAGCCUCUACAGCAAGAUCAGCCAGUACACAGAGCUCACCAACCACACCAUGCGGUUCAACGCGUUCAUCUUUGGCCUCCUCAAUAUCCGGUCCUUGGAGUUUUGGUUCAACCACCUUUAUAACCAUGAAGACAUCAUCCUGGCACACUAUCAACCAGUGGGCUUCUUGUGCCUGUCUCACAGUGUCUGCCAGCCUCUUUUUGAGGAGCUCCUGCUCCUACUCCAGCCCCUCUCCCUGCUGCCCUUCAACCUAGACCUCCUCUUUGAGCACCACCUGAUGCAGAUGGGCAAAGAGCAGCAGCAGCAAAAGGAGCUGCUGCGUGUGAAGCAGGACCUGCUGCUUUCUGUGCACUCCACCCUGCAGCUGAUGCGGACCCGGGGCAACAGUGAGGAUCCUGAUGGCUGCAGCACCGCCCCUGAAACAUGCCAAGGGGGUGCCAGGGAUGGUGACAUCUCACCAGGGCACAGCCCACAGCAAGUUGUGAGUGAGAAGAGGGUCAAGGGAGUGGGCGCCUCCUGCGGAGAAGGUGACAGGGAGGAAGAGCAGAGCAAGAUGCGAGAGAACACGUGGGAGGGGAAGAAGGACAAACAGGCAGGCUGGUGGUACCAGCUCAUGCAGACCUCUCAGAUUUACAUCGAGAGUUCAGCCGAAGGCUCAAAGUUCAUCCGCUCUGAGAAGAAGAAAGCGGCUUUGAAUCCUGCACCCAGGUCAGUGGAGACCCACAAGGCACCACCUCCCCGAGAAGGAGUGGUGGAGGGUGCAGAGGCUUGUCCCAUUGCUGAGGGCACCUUGGAGGAGAGGCCCAAGGCAGCCAGCAAGCCAAGUCCUGAAGCUGUGGAAGAGCCCUUGGAAAAGCCCCAGCAGGUAGUGGUCAGUGAAGAGGUGAAGGAACGGAGCUGGCCCUUCUGGAUGGGCAGCCCCCCAGACUCUGUGCUUACAGAGCUAAAGCGCAGCAAGGAGAAGGAGGCUCAGCAAAAAGUGGGAGCAGCAGCAGCCCCCCAAGAAGACAGCAGCACCAGUGCAUCAGAGGGCAGCCAGCCCAUCAAGUGGGGACACUUGUUUGGGUCCAGGAAGGUACAAAAAGAGCCCAGACAACCAAACAGGUUGCCCUCUGGCUGGCUGAGCUUGGACAAGUCCGUCUUCCAGCUGGUGGCCCAGACAGUUGGGGCUAGCAUGUGGCGUGAAGCAGCCCCAGAGCCAGACCCUCCCCAUCCAGAACCACCUGAGGCACCUGCUGUGGCACGACCAGUCCAGGGGAUGUCUCCUCACCCUACCUGUGAGGUGAAAGCCCUUUGCCAUCACAUUGCCACUGAGGCAGGACAACUGAGCUUCAACAAAGGGGAUAUUCUGCAGGUCAUCUCCAAGGUGGAUGGUGACUGGCUGCAGUGCAGCCUUGGUUCUGAGAAGGGACUGGUGCCCAUCAUGUACGUCACCCACCCUGAGGACGAGGACUAUUGACACGUUUAGGAGGCCAAGCACAGUUCCCUGGGCUGCUGAGGUUCCUCUGGGGUAGCCUACCCUGCCAGAAGAACAAACACAGCUUCUUGCUAGUUUCUUACCUUUCCUGCCAUUACAAAAUACAGUAACCGUAGGUGGUUCCUUCUUGCUCCUCCUUGUGCAGCUGCCAAAGGCUAACUUAGCCCCCCGGGGUCUUCUGCGAGCUGCACCUCGUAUUGCCAGGCAUCGCCAUGCAUGCAGCCACACCAGGGACCGCCUGACUCCCCCCUCCGCCCCACACUGACUGAAGCACCCACAGGCCAUGGACUUGUACAUUACAGGAACCCAGGCAGUCCCUGCCAGGGAAGCACUGCCCCGCUGUUGGAUGCUGGAGGGUGCAGGAUGCUGGCCGCCCCUGCCUGGGGGUGGCAGUGCAGUCUGCAGCCUCCAUCGUCCCCGGCAUCCUCAGCUGAAGGGGUGGGAGCACCCUGCAUUGGCAGGGGCCCUGCGAGGCUGAGCUGAUGGUUUGUGUUUAUUGGGGCACUGCAAGGUAGGCUACCUCACACUGGAGCAUCCCUGUCCUAGUGUGCUGUAGUGGUUCCUGGUGGGUUGUACCGGGACAAGUGUCCUGGCAGUGCCACACUGCAGGGCUGGGGCUGUGCGUGGCCACAGCCAGGGGAGGGGGACGGGGUAUGUGUGUGAGUGUGAAGCAAAGGGGUGUGAGGGGUUGUGAGGAAGACACGGGGUUGUUCAGUGUUAUGUAGGUCCAGGAUGGGUAGUGCCACCCUGUGCAGAGAUGGGUGCUCUGGGGGGAGGCCGUGUGCCCUCCACACUGAGCAGGGAACCGGUGCCUGGGAAGCCCUGGGAUGCUCAGUGGAGGGUGCUGGAGGGGAGGGAAUGAGGGCAGGGUCCCUGUCUGGGCUGGGGAUUUGGGGGCAGUGCUCUCAGCAAGUAGAUUGGAGGUGCUCCUAGAGGGAGCUGGGGAGCCUGGGGAGGGAGGGGUGGUGCUCCCUUUGGCACAGGGUUUCUGGUCUUGCUGAGCAGUGCCAUGGGGUGGGGGGGAUAAGUGUUGUGCACAAACACAAGGGGAUACUGGAGGUCCUGGGGUCCUUGGUAGAGGCAAUGCCAGUCAACCCCUUCCUUGCCAUGUUCAUGCCGCCUGCUGUAGUGGGGAUCUUCACCUGCCUGUCAGGUGGGGAACAGUGUUAAUGAAAGGCCAUGCCAGUAUUUGGUGCCAUGGCCGGCUUGACGCUGUUCACAGCAUCGUGCCUGGGCUGGCUUCACCAUGGCAAGGGGCCCUGGUCUUGCUAGGUUACCUCCUGCUUGUACAUCGCUUAGCGGAUGUUGCACCAUAUUUAAUUUGUAUCUCCCUGUUAGAAUGAGGUGUCUCGCCUUUAUUUAUUUCUUUAUUUAUGAUGCAUAUUAAUAAAAAAGGUGCUGAUUGAG